Molecule: messenger RNA, 1476 nt
Organism: Clarias gariepinus (North African catfish)
Lineage: Eukaryota; Metazoa; Chordata; Actinopteri; Siluriformes; Clariidae
Gene: mkrn2
Product: makorin, ring finger protein, 2
Exons: 8
Coding region: 81-1343 (420 amino acids)
Biological process (GO): protein polyubiquitination
Molecular function (GO): ubiquitin protein ligase activity; metal ion binding
Source: RefSeq, a predicted model, not a curated record
UCGGCAGUAAUUUGAGGUCGCACAAAUAACCGUAUGAGAACAGGAAGCAAAAUAUAAACUGCGUAUAUAUGAAAUAAAACAUGUCAACAAAGCAAGUCACGUGCAGAUAUUUCCUUCAUGGCGUUUGUCGAGAGGGGAGCAGGUGCAUGUUUUCACAUGAUCUGGCAACCAGCAAGCCUUCAACAAUAUGUAAAUUUUAUCAGAAAGGUGUAUGUGCUUAUGGAGAACGAUGCAGAUAUGACCACAUCAAGCCGGGUGGCCGUGGAGGUGGACCCCCUGUGGAUCACACAAACAGAGCCGGUAAUGCAGGAGCAUCUGUUCUGCCCUCCACUGGACCUGGACCUCCACCUCCACCAAGCACUACGAGAAUCACUAAGAAACCACUCGUGCUGAGAGACAGAGCUUUGGGAGGUGACAGUCGAGGGCAGCCGUACAGCGGAGAAAGUGCAGAGCUUUUGGAUUGCUGGGAUUACAGAGACGUCUCUCAGGUCAAACCUCAUAGCUACCUGGAUGCCAUCCGCUCAGGGCUGGAGAGUUCAGCCGCAGCCAGCGUACCAGCGUUCCCAGAUAUUUCCCAUCAGGCCCUGCUUUGCCCUUACGCAGCCGCUGGUCAGUGUCACUAUGGCGACACAUGCCCGUAUCUCCAUGGCGACAUGUGUGAAAUUUGCAGGUUGCAAGUUUUGCACCCGCAUGACCCAGUGCAGAGAGCAGCACAUGAGAAGGUGUGUAUGACUGCGUUUGAGAAGGACAUGGAGCAGGCAUUCGCGGUGCAGCACAGUCAGGAGAAAGUGUGCAGUAUCUGCAUGGAGGUAGUGUACGAGAAGGCGUCUCCGUCCGAGCGGCGCUUCGGGAUCCUGUCCAGCUGCUGCCACACCUACUGCCUCGGCUGCAUCCGCCAGUGGCGCUGCGCCAAGCAGUUCGACAACAAGAUCAUUAAGUCUUGUCCAGAAUGCCGGGUGGUGUCCGAGUUUGUUAUUCCCAGCAUGUACUGGGUGGAAGAUCAGGAGGAAAAGAAUCGUCUCAUUGAGGAGUUCAAAUGUGGAGUCAGUAAAAAACCCUGCAAGUAUUUUGACCAGGGAAGAGGAACAUGUCCGUUCGGAGGGAAAUGUUUCUACAUGCAUGCCUACCCUGAUGGAACGCGGGCUGAACCGGACAAACCCCGGAAGCAGCUCAGCUCAGAAGGAAACGUUCGGUUCUUGAACUCUGUCCGACUGUGGGACUUCAUCGAGGAACGAGAGCACCGCGGGGUUCCCCAGUACGAAGACGACGUCAACGACCUGGGCGAACUCUUCAUGCAGCUCUCCGGUGCUGGGGAAGAAAGCGGAACUGCAGCAUCACACUGAUCUGUCUCUUUAUCUUACACACACAUUUGCAGACCUGUAGGCUGAUCAUGGCAAGCCAUGGUUUCAUAACUUCGGUAACUGUGUAUGUAGGCUGGGCAAUAAAAAUGUACUCACUGGUAAACUUUUCCCUGUU